Molecule: messenger RNA, 225 nt
Organism: Lymnaea stagnalis (great pond snail)
Lineage: Eukaryota; Metazoa; Mollusca; Gastropoda; Lymnaeidae
Source: the annotation of a GenBank genome assembly
GCUAAUGUACUUGAAGAACUGGUGACUCUUGCUGAUGAUGACGACAGUGACACAGCAUACUUCUCCCUCUCAAUCGUCUUGCGGCUCUGUGACCAAGAGCAUAUCCGACCCGCGCUCGGCUCUGCCGGCAUGAUCUCCCUCCUGGUGAGGCACAUGACCGGCGGGAGGAACUUUGUGAACAAAGUGCUGACACUGAAUGCCCUCUGUCUGUGCACCAAGGAAUCU